Girardinichthys multiradiatus is the source of this 2741-nucleotide messenger RNA. Its product is annotated as mitochondrial intermediate peptidase-like. The record is from RefSeq and is a predicted model, not a curated record. NCBI's taxonomy places the organism in Eukaryota, Metazoa, Chordata, Actinopteri, Cyprinodontiformes, Goodeidae. Gene Ontology annotation, cellular component: mitochondrion. Gene Ontology annotation, molecular function: metalloendopeptidase activity. Bases 452 to 2554 code for a protein of 700 amino acids. Gene Ontology annotation, biological process: peptide metabolic process. The transcript has 19 exons.
GUUUGAUACAUUCACACACAAUACGUUAAAUGGAAAAAAAAAAAAACUCCCGUGGCAAUUAACCAUAUGUAAUCAGGCCCUUUUAUUUAAUUCUCAAAGAACUUAUAUUUUUAAUUUUCAUUUUUGCGAAACUACGAGAUGGUAUAAAAGUUUGAAUUCGCCUUGAUUAGCCGGUUAGCUAACACGCUGGCAGUAUUGCUGCUAGUUGGACAGGUCCUCUUCAAAUGUAAAAUUACAGAUAAAUACCACUUAUUUCCCCCGAGGAGAAAAGAUUUCUGAUGUAUUCGCGUUAUUUAAAAAGGACACAUUUUAUUUUUGGACUUGGCAGACAGGCGAACGUAAAGGUUCACGUUUAGCAUGCCCUCUGUCACUUUCUAUCAAGAGUAUCAAGAGUUACCCCUGCAAUAGUUCCUGCUCCUCAGGACACGAGUCUUAACAGGUUUAAUUCACAAUGUCUGCUUCACCAAGGCUGUUUCACCUGGUGAAAUACAGGAGUCUGUGGACCCAUGUGCGAAGAAAAGUCACCACCUGGUCUCCUGUUGGAGCUGCUUUUAAUGCCAAACCUCCCAGGAGGCUGGACCUGUUUGAGAAAAACGUGGGUUUGUUUGGAGUGCCAGAGCUCAGCUGUCCUGAAGGCUUCCAGACAGCCACACAGACAGCCCUGAAAAAUACUGAGCUCCUACUGCAUAGAGCCUGCUCCUGCUCCCCAGGUGUGGAGACAGUGGAGUGUUUCGACCAGCUCUCAGAUGGAUUGUGCAAAGUGGCUGAUUUGGCAGACUUUAUAAAAGUGGCCCAUCCAGACCCGGCACACCGCGACGCUGCAGAAAAGACCUGCAUAGAGAUCGGUACAGUUGUGGAAAAGCUGAACACUAAUGUUGAAUUAUGCAAGAGCCUGAAGAAUUUACUGGUCAACCCAAACGUUGCGGCAGAGCUGGACCCUGACACAAAGCGAGUGGCGGAGUUAUUCAUGUUUGACUUUGAAAUCAGUGGAAUCCAUCUGGAUGAUAAACUGAGGAAACAGGCUGUCGCUCUUCACGUUAAGCUCCUGGAUCUAAACAACGAGUUUCUGAUCAGCUCCCAUGUGCCCAACAGAAUCGCAAAGUCUGCGAUUCCUGAACAUCUGCAGGUCCACUUCGCAAGUGAGGGAAGCUUAAUUCAAAUUGGAGGAUUACAUGCAGAUUCCCCCAAUGACUUGCUGCGAGAGGUCGCGUACAGGAUCUACCUGUAUCCCAAUGCUGACCUUAUGGAGUGUCUGGAAGAGCUGCUGAAGUGCAGGUAUAAACUGGCCAAACUGGUCGGCUAUGACUCCUACGGACACAGAGCGCUAAAGGGAACCAUGGCCAAAAAUCCAGAGACCGUGAUGAGCUUUCUCCAGUUGUUAACAGAAAAACUGUCACAGAGAACAGCAAAAGAUUUUCAGAUGAUGAGAGACAUGAAGAAGAAGCUCAACCCUCGUAAUGCUGAGUUAAUGCCCUGGGAUCAUCCAUUCCUCAGUGGUGUCCUGCGUGCUGAAAGGUACAACAUUGAGCCGAGCUUAUACAGUCCUUACCUGUCCCUUGGUGCUUGUAUGGAGGGUUUGAACAACCUCUUCUCCCAGCUGUAUGGUGUCUCCCUCAUGUCUGAACAUCCCGGCGCUGGAGAAAUAUGGAGCGAUGACGUCCGCAAACUGGCUGUGGUGCAUGAAACUGAAGGGUUAUUGGGAUAUAUCUACUGUGACUUUUUCCACCGACGAGACAAACCUCAUCAGGACUGUCACUUCACCAUCCGGGGUGGACGCUGGUGCCAAGAAACGGACCAGUACCAGCUGCCAGUUGUCGUGCUGAUGCUGAGCCUCCCCCACCCCACCAAGAGCGCCCCCACUCUGCUCACUCCAGGCAUGAUGGAGAACCUCUUCCACGAGAUGGGCCACGCCAUGCACUCCAUGCUAGGAAGGACUCGCUACCAACACGUGACAGGAACCAGGUGUGCGACUGACUUUGCCGAAGUCCCCUCCAUCCUCAUGGAGUACUUCGCCACAGACUAUCGAGUAAUAAGCCAGUUUGCCCGUCAUUAUGAAACUGGACAGCCGUUGCCUGAGAGCAUGGUGGCUCGCUUGUGUGAGUCCAAGAAGGUGUGUGGAGCAGCAGACACCCAGCUGCAGAUUUUCUAUGCAGUCUUGGACCAGAUCUACCAUGGCAAACCACAGGACCGCUCCACAACAGAAAUCCUGAAGGAGAUGCAGGAGAAGUUCUAUGGCUUGCCUUAUAUACCCAACACGGCAUGGCAGCUGAGAUUCAGCCACCUGAUUGGCUAUGGUGCUAAGUACUACUCAUACCUCAUGUCGCGGGCCGUGGCGUCCAUGGUGUGGAACCAGUGCUUCGUUCAGGAUCCAUUAAACAGGGACAUGGGUGAACGUUACCGACGGGAGAUGCUGGCCCACGGAGGAGCAAAAGAGCCCAUGUUAAUGGUAGAAGGCAUGCUGCAGAGACGGCCCGGCAUCGAGGACUUUGUGGACGCGUUGGUGUCUGAGCUCAACCCAAACUUUGAGACCUUUCUCAUGGACUCUGAAAACUGAUGAAAACAACCUUCCAGAGGCAGAGCAAGGACACGGAUGGUUUCUGGCCACAUGUUCGGUUCACCUGUAAAUUAAUUGUCAACAUGUUUUCUAUAGGAACACUUGGAGUCAUAUUGACUUAUUUAAUGUACCAGUCCCAGUCCCCUGUUGACAUAAUAUGAAUUAAAGAGUUGUUGAGCACUUUAAA